AAUAAGUUGGAUGUCCAAAACUAAAGCUGGAAAUUGUAAAAAAAAGAAUUGAGAUAAACCAUUCAAGAUAAUAGAACUUAACAUUGAAGUACCCUUCGGAGAGCUGCACAAAAUAGUGGUGGAAAAUAAUGGCAAACAAAGUAGCACCCUGCAUUGAGUUGAACAAUGGCCAGAAAAUGCCCGUGGUCGGCUUGGGCACUUGGCGUUCCUAUGAGAACGAAGCCGAACAAGCUGUCAAAGAUGCCAUCGACAUUGGCCAUCGUCAUAUCGACACCGCAUUUGUUUAUCAGAAUGAGCAUGAAGUAGGCAGAGCUGUCAACGCCAAGAUCGCUGAAGGCAAAAUCAAAAGAGAAGACAUAUUUGUGGUCACCAAAUUGGGUGGCAUUCACCAUGAUCCCAAAUUGGUGGAACACGCUUGCCGCCAAAGUCUUAAAAAUCUAAACUUGGGCUACAUAGAUUUGUAUCUCAUCCAUUUUCCUGUGGCCCAAGCCUACUCGGGAGACGAAAAUGUUCGUGGUACAGGUGAACUAACAGACACUGAUUAUUUGGAUACCUGGAAGGCCAUGGAAUCACUUGUUGAUUUAGGCCUAGUUAAGGGGAUCGGCUUGUCCAACUUCAAUUCCCAACAAACUGAUAGAGUUUUGCAAAGUUGCCGCAUUCGCCCGCUGGUCAAUCAGGUGGAGUGCCAUCCAGCUUUGAAUCAAAAGAAACUCAUAGAAUUUUCCCGCCAACAUCAGAUUGUUAUAACCGCAUAUUGUCCUUUGGCUAGACCGAAGCCCGAACAACAAUGGCCUGCCUUUCUCUACGAUGAGACAGCUAAGGAUUUAGCCAAACGUUAUAAUCGCACGCCAGCGCAAAUCUGUUUACGUUACCUGAUUCAAUUGGGGACAAUUGUCAUACCCAAAUCGGUUAAAAAGGAACGCAUAGCUGAGAAUUUUGAUUGUUUCGAUUUUGAAUUGUCUUCUGCCGAUAUGGAUCUAAUGGAUGGUUACAACAAUGGUACGAGACUGGUACCCUUUACCGCCAUGAGUCAUCACAAAUAUUUUCCUUUUAAUAUUGAGUUUUAGGUGUUACUUAAACUAAGUGUAUAGGGAGUGUUUUUUUGUUAACAAAUGUUUACAAUAUUUCUAAUUGUUAUUACAAUAAAUGAUUUUUAACAGACUUUAA
Molecule: messenger RNA, 1167 nt
Organism: Stomoxys calcitrans (stable fly)
Lineage: Eukaryota; Metazoa; Arthropoda; Insecta; Diptera; Muscidae
Product: aldo-keto reductase family 1 member B1-like
Exons: 1
Coding region: 129-1067 (312 amino acids)
Cellular component (GO): cytosol
Molecular function (GO): aldose reductase (NADPH) activity
Source: RefSeq, a predicted model, not a curated record